AUGGAGUGUAGGAAAUUCGAGAUUACUAUUAUUUCUGCAGAUGAUCUUCCAGAUGUUAGGAAUUUUCUUCAAAUGAAAGUUUUUGCAAAGGUUUCAAUCCAAGGACAAUCCAAAACUACCAAGAAAACCCCAGCUGACAUGGAAGGUGAGAAAAACCCUGUAUGGAAUUUUUCCACCGAGUACACCAUAGGAGAGGCAGCAGUCCAACAAGAAGGAACCCCUAAAGGAAGACUGAGUAUUUCAUACAGAUUUGGUGAAAGGAUUUUUGUUAAGAAGCCUUCUGGUUGGAACAAGGCACUAGAGUUUGGAUUCUUGAUAUUAGUUGGAGGAGCACUUCUUCUUUUAGAUGGAGCAGAUGAUUCUCAGAUUCCGGUUUUUACAGAUUCAAAGGAUGCAGUUGUCGUUGAUGACGGUGAUGUUUUCUACGAUUUCCCUGAUUCAGAUGGAGGAAUAAGAUAA
Fraxinus pennsylvanica is the source of this 459-nucleotide messenger RNA. NCBI's taxonomy places the organism in Eukaryota, Viridiplantae, Streptophyta, Magnoliopsida, Lamiales, Oleaceae. The record is from the annotation of a GenBank genome assembly.